This is a messenger RNA of Gadus macrocephalus (Pacific cod), 2276 nucleotides long. RefSeq names its product THAP domain-containing protein 3-like. NCBI's taxonomy places the organism in Eukaryota, Metazoa, Chordata, Actinopteri, Gadiformes, Gadidae. Bases 42 to 386 code for a protein of 114 amino acids. Gene Ontology annotation, molecular function: sequence-specific DNA binding. The record is from RefSeq and is a predicted model, not a curated record. The transcript is spliced from 4 exons.
GGUACACUUUCCACUUCCGGGAGUUUUCACAACGCGAUGCAAUGGCUCCUCACUGCUGUGUUCCCCAAUGCACUUCAUCACACAGGAAGAAAUCGAACAGAGGACAAACUUUUCACCGUUUCGCCAAUGAUCUGGGACUACGUCGAGAAUGGAUUAUUAAAAUCAAAAGAGAUCCUGGCCGUCAUUUUAAGAUAAACACAUACACAAAAGUGUGCUCGGAGCAUUUCCUCCCAGACUGCCUGGUAAAAACCAAGACAGGGAUCACCAAGCUGAAACAGGGAGCUGUGCCGACUGUGUUUGCAUGGAGUUCUUUCAGACCAGAGAGGAGGAGUGUUGUUAGAACUGCAAGCAAGGUUUCCACGGAUCAUGGUGAGUGUGUUGAGUGAAGAGACGCCCCCUCAGCACCCAGACCACGAAUAUGCUGCAUUGCCUCCCUCCCUUCAAGAUCAACUUGAGGAAGCCCGAAAGACCAUCGCUGAUCAAGAAACUUUAAUUGCAGAGCUUCAACAACUGUUUGGGGUUUCAAAUUUUCAAAGUGAUGAUAAACAGAUCUCAUUCUAUACAGGGUUCCCGGAUUAUGCUACAUUUAAAGCUGUGUUUAUGGCCCUGCAACCUACUGCAGAAAAUAUGGUGGGAUGGAGUCAGGCUCAGCGAUUCAAACAUACCAGUGGGGAGGUAAUUCGUCAAGGCUUUAGUGCCUCUAAAUUGUCCACUAUGGACCAGUUUUUUCUUUUCCUUUGUAGGUUGAGGCAGGGAUUUCCUGAGCAGGACCUUGCAACCCGAUUCCGUAUAUCGCAGUCAACAGUAAGCAGGAUCUGUGUGACCUGGGUCAACUUUCUGUAUUUUAUGUUGGGAUCACUUCAAAUGUGGCCUUCAAGGAAAACUGUGGAUGAACUUAUGCCAGCUUGUUUUAAAUGCACAUUCCCGGCUACUAGAGUUAUAUUGGAUUGCACAGAAAUUCAUGUACAGAAACCUAGCUCCAAGGUCCUUAACACAGCAAUUUACUCGCACUACAAAUCUAACACCACAUUUAAAGGCCUAAUAGGCAUUGCCCCCUCAGGUGAAGUGGCUUUUGUCAGUGACUUGUAUACAGGUUCAAUAUCUGACAAAGAAAUUACCAAAAAAUCAGGUAUCCUUUCUUUGCUUGAAGAAGGAGAUAUGGUAAUGGCCGAUAAAGGCUUUCUCAUCAAGGACCUUCUCUCUGAAAGACAGGUGUCCCUUGUAAUCCCUCCUUUUUUAGGCCCAAGUGGACACUUCACUGCAGAGGAAGUUCGAAAGACUCAAGCGAUAGCAAGACUGCGAAUUCAUGUAGAACGUGCUAUUAGGCGGAUUAAAGAGUACCAUAUUUUUGAUAAAGUCUUACCCAUGACACUGGUAAAUAAUAAUAAUAAUUCAUUAUAUUUAUAUAGCGCUUUUCAAUGACCCAAAGACGCUUACAGAAGGGGGGGACCUAACUCACCACCACCACCAGUGUGUAGCACCCACUUGGGUGAUGCACGGCAGCCAAUCUGCGCCAGAACGCUCACCACACACCAGCUUGAGGUGGAGAGUGAGGGAAUUGAUGAAUCAGCCAAUUGGAAUUGAUGAUGGUGAUGAUGGAAUUGAUGAUGGUGGGCUCCGUUAACCAACUGUGGGCUGUCUGUGCCCUUUUAACAAAUUUCCAAGGUCCUCUUUUAAAAUUGUUAUGUAAAUCUCUACAACUGUAAUCUUAAUAUCCACAAAUGUAUUCAAACCUUGAUUAGAAAGUGUUCGUCUUUAUGAAUCUGUAUAAAACAUUACCCAUGAUUAUUGUUCUUUACGAAUCUGUACAAAACCUUAGGCAUCAUUAUUGUUCUUCUUUACGAAUUCAUUCAAAUCCUUGACCAUCAUUAUUGUUCAUCUUUAAGAAUCUGUUCAAAACCUUAGCCAUCAUUGUUCUUUAUGAAUAUAUUCAAAUCCUUAACCAUCAUUAUUGUUCAUCUUUAUGAAUCUAUACAAAUCCUAACCAUCAUUAUUGUUCAUCUUUAUGAAUCUAUACAAAUCCUUAACCAUCAUUAUUGUUCAUCAUUAUGAAUCCUUAACCAUCAUUAUUGUUCAUCUUUAUGAAUCAAUACAAUGUGAACUUGUAUUGUUACCAGAGCACCUUAUCAUGGUCAAUGUAUCACAGGAUCCCUGUCAGACUUUGUAAUCAUUUCACAUGCUCUUUACUUUUAUAUACCUGUGAGUUGUUUUUUUACGUGUAUGUAUAAGCUACUGGAUGUCCAUCUAAAGAAUAAAGUACAAUUGUAUUACACAUG